Messenger RNA from Pochonia chlamydosporia 170, 750 nucleotides. RefSeq lists its product as hypothetical. Lineage: Eukaryota; Fungi; Ascomycota; Sordariomycetes; Hypocreales; Clavicipitaceae. The record is from RefSeq and is a predicted model, not a curated record. The coding region runs from base 1 to 750 and encodes 249 amino acids. The transcript has 2 exons.
AUGGGGUUUCUCGACGCCUUCACAGACGGUGUGUCCAUUGGCCCUGGUGGCAUGUCCCGUCCAUCGAAACACCGACGGGAUGCCUCCAGGUCGCGAAGAAAACAUCGUUCUCGUUCCAGGUCAAGCUCUCGCACGCGCGGCGGCGGCUCCAUUGCGGGCGCUUUGUUAGGCGGCCUAACCGGCGACAGUCACAGUCACUAUAAUAAGCACAAUUCUUCAAGGGGAUCUUUUUUUGGUGUCGGCAACCACAGCCGCUCGAGCUUCUUCAACUUUGGAAAUCGGUCCUCCUACUACAAGCGCUCUCCUCGACAAGGCUUCAUGCAACGAGCGUACAAGCGGCUCAAACGUCUCAUCCGUGACCUCGUCCACUACGCCAAGCGUCACCCAUGGAAGGUCUUCUUCCUCGUGGUGAUGCCCCUCAUCACCACAGGAGCUCUCGCUGGUCUGCUUGCCCGCUUUGGCUUGCGCAUUCCGCCGUCCUUGGAGCGCAUGAUGGGCAUGGCCUCCCGAGCCGCUUCAGGCGACUCGUUCGGACUCGUCAGCGAUGCUGUCCGCAUGGCUGGCGACUUUGGCGGCAACACCCGUCGCGCCAGCGUCUCCCGCGGCCGUGACGGCGGUAUGCAGUGGGAGCGGCGGUCGAGCUAUGGCAGCUACGGCGGCUACGAUGACUAUGGCUAUGGCAGAUCGAGAGGCGGCGGCGACGACGGCUGGGGCAAUACCAUCGCUGGUGUGGCCAAGCGCUUCCUCUAA